AUGCCCCAACCGACGCUCGUCCUGGUUCAUGGCUCGUGGCAUAGCCCAGAGCACUUUGGGCCUCUCAUAGAGAACCUGCAAUCGCACGGCUACAGAUGCGUGCCAGUAUCGCUACCGAGCACACAGUCGCCCGAUCUCCCGCCAGCCACCCUCGCGGACGACACAGCAGCAGUUCGAGACGCCGUCCUCACCGAGCUUGAUCAGGAGAACGACGACGUCGUGGUCGUCGCUCACAGCUAUGGCGGAGGACCAACGAACAACGCACUGUACGGGUUAGACGCCAACUCCCGCUCAGCAACAGGCGCCUCAGCCGCAGUUCGAGCCAUCGUGUUCCUCUGCUCUAUCCCACUCCCCAAAGGUGUCUCCUUUCUCACCGGCCUCGGCGGCAAGCCCAGCGGAAUCCAUGAUCUUCGAACAGGAGGCUUUGCUUGGGUCGGCAAGCCCGGUCCUCAGCAUUACUUCUACAACGACUUGCCAGACGAAGAAGCGAAGAAAUGGUCGGAUCUCCUUCGACCGCAGUCUUGGCCAGCAUAUGUCGAUGAUACGACCUACGCGGCCUACAUGGACAUCCAUUCGGCCUAUCUGUACUGCACACUCGACCAAGCGUUUCCACUGCAAGCACAGCAAGGACUGGUAGCUGCUGCGAAGGAGGCCGGGGCGAAGUUCGAUUAUGAGGAGACUCUAGAAGCGAGCCAUAGUCCGUUCCUCAGCAAGGUGGAGGAGACGGGUGCUUUUAUUCGGAGAGUAGCUGGAGCGUGA
This is a messenger RNA of Saxophila tyrrhenica, 759 nucleotides long. RefSeq lists its product as uncharacterized. The coding region runs from base 1 to 759 and encodes 252 amino acids. The record is from RefSeq and is a predicted model, not a curated record. The transcript has a single exon. NCBI's taxonomy places the organism in Eukaryota, Fungi, Ascomycota, Dothideomycetes, Mycosphaerellales, Extremaceae.